UUGAGUUUAGGCGGGGCACUUGCGUCUUUGGCCGCAGUUCGCACCGUAGUACAAAAUUUGCGUGACGGAAAUGAAAUUAAGUUAGUAACAUUUGGCGAGCCUCGAAUUGGUGAUUACCAAUUUGCAAUGUAUCAUUCUACACAUAUCCCAUAUAGUUUUCGAGUAGUAAAUCGCGCGGAUAUCAUACCACAUUUACCACCGUGCAAAAAGAAUGCAAGCAUUGCGAAUUCAGAAAUAGAUGAAAGCAAACCUUGCCUGGCUACAAACAACAGCUUUCCAUAUCAUCAUGGUAUAACUUUUAGGUAUCCAUACGGAAUGCAUGAAAAUGCAAAAUAUUAUGAAUGCUUGAAUACGCCAAUAAAUGAAGAUUUUGAGUGCAGUGAUAGUUUAUUAUUCGACAUUAAACACCUCAAAACCUUUAUCAAAGAUCACCGAUAUUAUUUCAAUGUUAAGGUGCCUGCAUAUGGCAAAAAAGGUUGCAAGAAUUUCACGAAUGAUAGUUCAGAAAUCGAUGAUGCUUUCAUUCCGCUGAAUGUAUCACAGCAGCUUACGAGUGAUUCUUCGUCAUCUUUCCAGAAGAUACAAACUGGAAUCAGCAAUAUUUUUGAUGCCUUGAAAAGUCUUAUAAAGUUCUUUUAA
Molecule: messenger RNA, 639 nt
Organism: Thelazia callipaeda (thelaziosis nematode)
Lineage: Eukaryota; Metazoa; Nematoda; Chromadorea; Rhabditida; Thelaziidae
Source: the annotation of a GenBank genome assembly